CUUGCUGAUCUGACAGAGAAAGGAUUCUGGUGGCUCCAGGUGAAGGUCUGGUCUGUGGCUGCGGUCUCCAUCUCACUCCUCAGCGCCUGUUUCAUUGUGCGCUCUGUGGUGACUUACAAUAAUUCUGUGUAUAGCAAAACCAUCAAGAAGCUGUCCAAGUUACGAGAAUAUCAACAGAAUUAUUCAAGUCUGACCUGCGUCACUGGAGAAAAGGAGGUAGAAGACUGGAGCUGCUGCCCAACACUGUGGAGUUCAUUUCAGUCUAGCUGCUACUUUGUUUCUACUGUGAGGCAAUCUUGGGCCGAGCAUUGGAAGAACUGCUCCAUGAUGGGGGCUCAUCUAGCCGUGAUCAGCACUGAGGAUGAAGAGGAUUUUAUCAUCCAGAAUCUGAAUGAAGAUUCUGCCUAUUUUAUGGGGCUGUCAGAUCCAGAAGGUCAGAGACAUUGGCAAUGGGUUGAUCAGACACCAUACAACAAAAGUGCCACAUUCUGGCACUCAGGUGAACCCAAUGACCCUUUAGAGCGUUGUGUCGUAGUAAAUUUUCGUCAUCCUUCACGAAAAUGGGGCUGGAAUGAUGUUCGUUGUCAUGAACCUGAGAAGUCAAUUUGUGAGAUGAUGAAGAUCUACUUAUAAAUGGAACAUUU
Messenger RNA from Lemur catta (Ring-tailed lemur), 644 nucleotides. RefSeq names its product C-type lectin domain family 4 member C-like. The record is from RefSeq and is a predicted model, not a curated record. Gene Ontology annotation, cellular component: external side of plasma membrane. The annotation marks the transcript as partial. Gene Ontology annotation, molecular function: carbohydrate binding. The transcript is spliced from 5 exons. Gene Ontology annotation, biological process: antifungal innate immune response. Lineage: Eukaryota; Metazoa; Chordata; Mammalia; Primates; Lemuridae.